Messenger RNA from Dioszegia hungarica, 2016 nucleotides. RefSeq lists its product as uncharacterized. Bases 1 to 2016 code for a protein of 671 amino acids. The record is from RefSeq and is a predicted model, not a curated record. NCBI's taxonomy places the organism in Eukaryota, Fungi, Basidiomycota, Tremellomycetes, Tremellales, Bulleribasidiaceae. The transcript has 5 exons.
AUGACUAUCCUCCCAGCAUCAGCGAGGCGGCAUCUGCCGGCGCUGUUCCAGCGGCUACCCAUGAUCUCGCACAUGUCGAUGAUCCCCUUCAUCUUCCUCGGUCCGCGAUUUUUACCGUGGUUGUUUGUCGCCGUGCUGUUCUUUGUCCACGCCAUGUUGUUGACUGUCAACUUCCGGACAAUAUGGGGAGCCUUCCUCGCGUGGCGCGGUGUACUCUCACACUCGGCGGUCGACUGGCGCGCAGAAUACGCACACAAGCGACGUCUCCUUUCCGCUCAGGACGCGUCGACCGCCUACCUUUUUGACGAAGUCGAGCACCUCAUCUUCUGCCCCAACUACGCCGAGGACAUCUCGGUCCUCCGCGAAACCCUCUACCUCCUCUCGACCCAACCCCUCGCGCUCACAUCGUACCACCCCGUUCUCGCCAUGGAGGCGCGCGAGGUCGGCGCAGAGGCCAAGGCGCAGCAGCUCAUGGCCGAGUUCCGGUCCAGCUUUAAGGAUAUCGGCUUUGCGCUGCACCCCGGAGGAAUUGAUGGAGAGGCGGCGGGGAAGAGUUCUAAUUUGGCUUGGGCGGUCAGGCAGGCGUGGAAUGAGUUGAAGGAUGACGGGGAUGAAGAGCGGAUCAAGAAGACUGUCAUCACCAUUAUUGACUCUGACACCGCUCUUGCUGGAGACUACUUUUCGUCCAUUUCGUGCAAAUUCGCUCUUCGGCCACCAAAUGAGAGGACGCGCUGCACCUUCGUCCCUCCCAUUUGCUUUGACCGGAACGCACACGACGUGCCCGUCUCGGUCCGCGUCACCGACAUCAUGUGGGCCCUCGCUGGUCUUUCCUCCAUCUACACGGGUUCCGGCGCCAAAAUCCCCACAUCGGCCUACUCGCUGUCCCUCUCCCUGGCCGCUAGCGUCGGAUUCCACGAUGCCGGACCCCAGGCGAUCGGCGAGGACAUGCACAUGUACAUCAAGUGCCUGUUCUCGACCGGCGGCAACCUCAUCUCGGAGACCAUCUACUCGCCGGCGUCGCAGCUCGACGUCGUCGCCGGCGAGCGUGGCGGUCUUCGCGGAUUCUGGAACGACCACGUCGCGCGGUACAAGCAGGCCAUCCGGCACAUGUGGGGAUCGCUCGACACGGGCUACGGUCUCACCCGUCUCUUCAACGCGGACUAUACGGCCCACCCCGAGCCGGAGCUCUCCAUGACCCAUCGCCAGCCCACACCUACCGUCUUCACCGCACAGCCAGAACCCGUCAUCGGGCUCAAGACGAUCCGGGAGGAGAUGCCGGUGAAAAAGUCACGGAGAAACUUUGCAGAGGAGGACUUUACGAUGCCGAGUCCUUCAGACUCGUCAGCGUCGAGUUCGGCCGAGAGCGUUAUUUCGGCGGACGAUGAGGAGACGUCCAACUCGAGUCUGAGCGAGACGGAGGAGUUUGUGCAUGAGAAGCAGCCGAUGGUGCGGCCGGUGCAGCAACAUACGGAGGUGCUGGUCAGGAGGACAACACCGUUCAUCUCGCUCGUUUUCCGUUUGUACGAGGCGCAUCUUCUCAUGGGGCACAUGCUUUUGCUCGUCGCCCUGCGGAUAUUGGCUCAGACCACCGGCAAGGCUAUGCCCGCGCAACCUAUGAUUCCCCCACUCCCGACCAUGUCGAUGCUGUCAAGUAGCGGCGAACUCGUCGACUGGGCAUACCUCGUCACCGACCGCAUGCGGAAUGUUUCGCUCGUCCUCACCAUCGUCAUGUUCAUCUGCUACGACAGGUAUCACCAGGCGACCGUCAAGCACCGCUGGAGCAUUCCGGGCGGGCGUCUCGGUGUUCAGAGCGCAGAUAGGAGUCUCCGACCAUUCCCUAUUGCCUGCUUCGACUACCUUGCGCUCCCAGCAGGUAUCGUGUACGGUAUCGUCCCCCUCCUCCAAGCGCAAUUCAUGCAGCUCUUCACCGACCGGAUCGUCUAUACCGUCUCGUUCAAGCCAAAAGGACGAGACGUGCGGCGGCCAGUCGACCUCGAGAAGGCCAUCGCGGUAUAG